This is a messenger RNA of Pyrgilauda ruficollis (rufous-necked snowfinch), 1439 nucleotides long. It is a transcript of the gene TRIM28, whose product is annotated as tripartite motif containing 28. The record is from RefSeq and is a predicted model, not a curated record. The transcript has 6 exons. NCBI's taxonomy places the organism in Eukaryota, Metazoa, Chordata, Aves, Passeriformes, Passeridae. Gene Ontology annotation, molecular function: protein binding; transcription corepressor activity. The annotation marks the transcript as partial.
UGGGUGACCCCGCUGUCCCCCAGGAGGGUCCCCUCAGAGGUUUGGGGUCCCCGGGUGACCCCGCUGUCCCCCAGGAGGGUCCCCUCAGAGGUUUGGGGUCCCCGGGUGACCCCGCUGUCCCCCAGGAGGGUCCCCUCAGAGGUUUGGGGUCCCCGGGUGACCCCGCUGUCCCCCAGGAGGGGCCCCCCCGAGGCCCAGGACAGCCCCCGGCUCCCCAAGCAGCCGCGGGUGAGCCUGGAGCGCCUGGAGCUGGACCUGGAGCUGGACCCGGCGCAGCCGCCCGUGUUCCGCAUCUUCCCGGGACCCUCGGCCCAGGAGUUCAGCCUCAUCGUCAUCGAGCAGGGCUCAGCGGGGACAGAGGGGACACCGGGGACAGAGGGGACACCGGGGACAGAAGGGACACCGGGGACAGCAGGGACAGCGGGGACACCAGGGACGGAAGGGACAGCGGGGACAGCGCAGCCACACGGAGCCCUCCUUGUCAAGGAGGAGCAGCAGGAGUCGCCCAUUGGGGACACCGGGGACAGCGGGGACACCAAACCCGUGGGGCUGCUGCCCCCUGCCCCGGGGGAGCUGGGCCCUGCCCCGGGCUCCUCCCCUGGCCUGGGGCUCCCGGUGGUCCCGGUGGUCCUGGGGGCGCUCCCGGGGGUCUCGUGCUGCCGCGUGUGCGGCCAGGCCGGGGCCGUGGUGAUGUGUGACCGCUGCCAGCGCUGCUUCCACCUGCACUGCCACCUGCCCGCGCUGCAGGACGUGCCCAGCCCCGAGUGGACGUGUUUGCUGUGCCAGGAGCUGCCCCCGCCCCUCCCGGAGCCGGAGCAGGGCCCCUCCCUCAAGCUGAGCCCCCAGGACCAGCAGCGCUGCGAGUUCGUCCUGCUGGAGCUGCUGUGCCACGAGCCCUGCCGGCCCCUGCAGCGCCUCUGCAGCUCCCCGGACGGCCGCGACGCCAUGGACCUGACGCUGAUGCGGGCGCGGCUGCAGGAGAAGCUGAGCCCCCACUACCGCAGCCCCGAGGAGUUCGCCCGCGACGGCUGGCGCCUGCUGCGGCAGUUCCACCGCCUCACCGAGGACAAGGCGGAUGUCCAGUCCAUCCUGGGGCUGCAGCAUUUCCUCGAGAGCCGCCUCAGCGCCGUCUUCGGCGACCAGAAGUUCUCCAGGCUCCUGCUGGAUCCCGAGGAAGCCCUGGAGGUGUCUCCAGGCUCCUGACUGCCCCUCCUGGGGGCUGAAAGACCUCCCAGCACCCCGAUUUCCCCUCCCAGCACCCCAAUUUCCCCUCCCAGCACCCCGAUUUCCCCUCCCAGCACCCCGAUUUGCCCCCACCAUGGGUUCUGUUUACCCCCCACCCCGAGUUGGGGUUCCUCCCAGAACCCCCCCAGGAUGUGGGGGCGUCCCUGUCCCCCGUUAGCCUGGGGUCACGUGGGAAAAUAAAACCCUGGCUUGGU